Molecule: messenger RNA, 1454 nt
Organism: Zingiber officinale
Lineage: Eukaryota; Viridiplantae; Streptophyta; Magnoliopsida; Zingiberales; Zingiberaceae
Product: surfeit locus protein 1-like
Exons: 6
Coding region: 64-1113 (349 amino acids)
Cellular component (GO): membrane
Source: RefSeq, a predicted model, not a curated record
CGGCUCGGUUCUGCCCAGAGAGCGAUAUUUAACGAGGGCGGACGAUGCUCAGUCUUCUUCCACAUGGCGGCAUGUCUCUCCAGAACCCUAAAACUGAAGCGGUCUCUUCCCUAUAACUUCCAAAGCUCGUCGCCGAGGCCUCUCGCUGCUUUCUCGUCGUCUAAUGCAUCUCCACCAACCGCCGCCGCCGCCGCCGCCGCCGCCGCCGAUGCUGCUGCGGCCGCGUCAUCUGCCUCUCAAUCACAAGAGAAAAAAAGAGGGAAAUUGUCCAAAGCUCUGCUAUUUCUCCCCGGCGCAAUCACUUUCGGACUUGGGACCUGGCAGAUCUUCAGAAGACAAGAGAAGAUAGAAUUGUUGGAUUAUAGGAGGAAAAGGCUGGAGAUGGAACCAUUAAACUGGAAUGAGCUAUCUUCUUUGAAUUACGAUUGGAAUACUUUGGAAUUUAGGAAAGUCAUAUGCGAGGGUGAUUUUGAUGAGAGCAAGUCGGUUUUUAUAGGUCCACGGUCGAGGAGCAUAUCAGGAGUUACAGAGAAUGGGUAUUAUGUUAUCACUCCAUUGGUUCCAAGGAGAACUGAGCCUGGGAGCGUGCAGGUUCCAGUCCUGGUUAAUAGAGGAUGGGUUCCUCGUGGUUGGCGACAAAAGUCAUUAGGGAAUUCUGAGAACUUUAGAACCUCCUCAAUUGCAGGAACAGUUGAGGCAAAAGAGAAUGAAGGAAGUAUACGGUGGAAAUUUUGGUCUAGGAAACCUGAAGCUUUAAAGGUGGAAGAAAACAUCCCGCCUCCAAAACGAGUUGUGGGUGUAAUUCGAGGAAGUGAGGAUCCAAGCAUAUUUGUACCAGAAAAUGAUCCCAGCAGCGGGCAAUGGUUCUAUGUUAAUAUUCCCAUGAUUGCACGAUCCUGUGCUCUUCCAGAGAAUACUCUUUAUAUCGAAGACAUAAAUGAAGAUUUCAGCGCAACCAAUCCUUAUCCAGCUCCGAAAGAUGUCAACAAAUUGAUCCGCUACUCCGUCAUGCCUCAAGAUCACUUGAAUUAUACUUUGACAUGGUACUCCCUCUCGGCUGCUGUAUCUUUCAUGGCUUUCCAGCGGAUUAAACCGAAGAAAUUACGCAGAUGAUGAAUCUCUCAAACUAUUUGUUGCCUGUGUUCUAUGAAUGUUUUAGACAGAACCGAUAUUUUUAGCGUUCAUUUCGAUUAGAAACAAUAUUCAUGGCAGUCAAGAAUGGUGCGCCAAAUAAAAGUAUUGACUGUUCAUUUACAAUUGCAAUUUACAUGUCAAGGUCUCAAGGUGGUUUCCAUGCGCAGUUGUACUUGAUUGUAUGUGAUCCUCUAAUUUUGAGGAACAGGUCUGAUGGAAGAAAUUUUGUUGUUUUGUUUACAAGAAAAAGUAAGAGUGAUGUUGAUAUUAAUUGAUAAUGGGGCAAUGAAUCAGUGUUUGUUUUGAUAUCAUUUUUUAUA